UUGGGUCUAGUUUGAUUUUCUGUUUCUUUAUACAUUUCAAGGCCACGAGAUUAUUUUAUUGCAAGAAGUUCUAUAAAAUCAAAAAAUUAAAUACAUUUCUUUCUAGUUUUGUGUUCCCUUCCCCACCUGCAACUUUCUCAUUUUGACAAAUUGGUUUUUUCUACUUUGUUUGGUGAGUUGUAUCUCUGUUUGAAGUGAGGGGCUACUUUUUUUGGUGAGUUGUAUCUCUGUUUGAAGUUCUAUAAUCAACCCUAAUUUGCUUCCUCUAUGUUUAAUGUACAGAUUUUGAAGCAUGAUUGGCCAGCAAGAUGGCAAAGCUUUAUUCCUGAUCUUGUUUCAGCUGCUAAAACUAGUGAAACAAUUUGUGAGAAUUGCAUGGCUAUAUUGAAGCUUCUAAGUGAAGAGGUGUUUGAUUUCUCAAGAGGAGAGAUGACUCAAAGUAAGAUAAAGGAGCUUAAACAAUCAUUGAACAGUGAAUUUCAACUCAUUCAUGAGCUAUGCUUAUAUGUACUAUCGGCCUCUCAAAGAACUGAGCUUAUACGUGCAACACUCUCCACAUUGCACGCAUUUCUCUCAUGGAUUCCCCUGGGAUAUAUAUUUGAGUCUCCAUUGCUUGAAACGCUGCUGAAUUUUUUCCCCAUGCCAUCGUAUCGGAAUCUCACUCUUCAGUGUUUGACAGAGGUGUGUUUGUAUGCUGAUUUAGUUAAGAGUUGCUUCAAAACUGUGCCUGGUUCUCAUAGUUCACCGCACUGGUGUUUAGGUUGCAACACUUAAUUUUGGAGAUUUCUACAAUGCCCAGUACGUUAAGAUGUACACCAUAUUCAUGAAACUGUUACAGGUAGGUCCGAAAUGAAAUGCUUAUUGUAGUACUAUCUUUGGUUGGCUUACUCAUCACAUCAUUGUCCAGUUUUUUCUUUAAUUUAAUUGUAUGUCUUGUUCCUGUGUUGCUAUUAAUAUUUUUUUUUCUUCCUUUUGGUCAAACCAUGAUUCCUCUAAAUAAAAACAUUCCUGAGGCUUAUGCAAUUGGUUCCAGCGAAGAGCAGGAAAAGUUGUUUUUGGCGCUUCAAAAUUUAAUGAAGACCAUUUUUUAUGUGUUCGCUCAAUAAUUGUUUAUUUCUGGCAAUGUCUUUUUUUUUUUAACUUACCUAUUCUGCAGGCUUUUAUUCAGAAUUUGGCUUUGUUUUCACUUCAUUUUAUAAGGAAAGUUUUUUUUCUUUUUUCCCUUUAUACUUUCCUGAUCUUAGUAUUUACCACGUUUUGUUAUAUUUAUAUCUCAAUGGCCAUCCUCUUAUGGCUGUAAGUUAUGGUUCAUUUAGUUGUAGAACAGGCUUAGUGUGUCAAUAAGGCACUGCUUAAGGGAUUUAAUAAGAUAAUAUGGAAUCACAUUGUUUUCUUGUCAAAUAUCAAAGAUUUGAA
Humulus lupulus (European hop) is the source of this 1416-nucleotide messenger RNA. RefSeq names its product protein EXPORTIN 1A-like. The transcript is spliced from 4 exons. Lineage: Eukaryota; Viridiplantae; Streptophyta; Magnoliopsida; Rosales; Cannabaceae. Gene Ontology annotation, biological process: ribosomal large subunit export from nucleus; protein export from nucleus; ribosomal small subunit export from nucleus. Gene Ontology annotation, molecular function: nuclear export signal receptor activity. The record is from RefSeq and is a predicted model, not a curated record. Gene Ontology annotation, cellular component: cytoplasm; nucleus. The coding region runs from base 268 to 774 and encodes 168 amino acids.